Acanthoscelides obtectus is the source of this 207-nucleotide messenger RNA. The record is from the annotation of a GenBank genome assembly. NCBI's taxonomy places the organism in Eukaryota, Metazoa, Arthropoda, Insecta, Coleoptera, Chrysomelidae.
AUGAAACCGCCGCAAUUUGAUGCUACAACGGCUUGGAAUGUCUACCGGCGUCAGUUUGAGGCAGCCGCAAAUGCAAAUGGUUGGUCAUCGACCGAAAAAGCAACUGCACUCACUUUGGCCCUACGAGAUGCUGCAGCUAUUCUUCAAAGAACAUCAACCGAAGAGCAAGAGGUCUACGAACAACUAGUAGGACAUUUGGAGAUGUGA